CCCACGGGGCCAUGAGGAGAUAAGACCCCGCCGUGCUCCGCCAGUAUGUUCGGCCGCUCCCGGAGCUGGGUGGGCGGCGGGCACGGGAAGGCCGCCCGCAGCAUUCACUCCUUGGAUCACCUCAAGUACAUGUAUCAUGUCUUGACUAAAAACACAACAGUGACAGAUCACAACCGCAAUCUCCUGGUGGAAACUAUCCGUUCUAUAACAGAGAUCCUCAUAUGGGGGGACCAGAAUGACAGCUCGGUGUUUGACUUCUUCUUGGAGAAGAAUAUGUUUGUUUUCUUCUUGAACAUCUUGCGCCAGAAGUCCGGCCGUUACGUUUGUGUGCAGCUGCUGCAGACUCUGAACAUCCUUUUUGAGAACAUCAGUCAUGAAACAUCGCUGUACUACUUGCUAUCUAAUAACUAUGUGAAUUCUAUUAUUGUCCAUAAGUUUGACUUUUCUGAUGAGGAGAUCAUGGCAUAUUACAUAUCAUUUUUGAAAACUCUUUCCCUGAAACUCAACAAUCAUACUGUGCAUUUCUUUUACAACGAGCACACGAAUGACUUCGCUUUGUACACAGAAGCCAUUAAAUUUUUUAACCACCCAGAAAGCAUGGUCAGGAUUGCUGUUAGGACUAUAACUUUGAAUGUCUACAAAGUGGACAACCAACCUAUGCUGCAUUACAUUAGAGAUAAAACUGCAGUCCCUUAUUUCUCCAACCUUGUCUGGUUUAUUGGAAGCCAUGUGAUUGAACUGGAUAACUGUGUGCAGACUGAUGAAGAGCACAGGAAUAGGGGCAAGCUGAGUGACCUGGUAGCAGAACAUCUUGAUCAUUUGCAUUACCUUAAUGAUAUACUUAUCAUUAAUUGUGAAUUUUUAAAUGAUGUGCUGACAGACCACCUGCUUAAUAGGCUCUUCCUUCCCCUCUAUGUGUAUUCAUUAGUAAAUCAAGAUAAGGGUGGGGAGCGUCCAAAAAUAAGUCUCCAAGUUUCUCUCUAUCUUCUUUCUCAAGUUUUUCUUAUUAUACAUUAUGCCCCUUUGGUGAACUCACUGGCUGAGGUUAUACUUAAUGGUGACCUGUCUGUGUUUUCUUCUAAAGCUGAGCAAGAUGUUCAGAAAAACUCAGUGAAGUCAAGUAUCAGAUGUUUCAUAAAACCAACAGAAACACUUGAGAGGUCUCUUGAAAUUAAUAAACAGAAGGGGAAGAAGAGAGUGCAGAAAAGACCCAACUAUAAGAAUGUUGGUGAAGAAGACGAGGAGGAGAGACAAUCUGAAGAUACCCAAGAUGACUCAGAUAAAACUAAAAGUACAGAAGCGAGUUCAAAAGGCAUCAGAACAAGCAGUGAAAAUGAAGAAAUAGAGAUGGUCAUCAUGGAGCGAUGCAAGCUCUCAGAAUUGUCCAUCUCUGCUGUGACAGAACAGAAUACAACGGAUGAAGAAAAGAGUGCUGCUGCCUCUGGAAGUGAGAUAACAAACUGGAACAGACCUUUUCUAGAUAUGGUCUAUAAUGCACUGGACUGUGCUGAAGAUGAUUACUAUGCCCUCUUUGUGCUCUGUCUUCUGUAUGCAAUGUCACACAAUAAAGGCAUUGACCCAGUGAAGCUGGAGAGAAUUCAGCUUCCUGCUCAACAUGCUGAAGAGAGAAAUUCAUAUAAUCAUGUACUUGCAGAAGGGCUCAUCAGAAUAAUGAAUUAUGCUGCACAACCAGAUGGAAAAAUCCGUUUGGCAACUCUAGAACUUGGCUGUCUGUUGCUGAAGCAGCUUGUGUUUUCUAAAAAUGGCAGCAUAAUAAAAGACGUUCAUCUUGCAUGCCUUGAGGGUGCAAGAGAAGAAGGCGUUCAUCUCCUUCGCCGUUUCUAUAAGGGAGAAGAAAUUUUUCUGGAUAUGUUUGAAGAUGAAUAUCGGAGUAUGACAAUUAAGCCCAUGAAUGUGGAGUACUUGAUGAUGGAUGCCUCAAUUCUGUUGCCUCCAACAGGAACACCACUGACUGGUAUUGAUUUUGUGAAAAGAUUGCCUUGUGGAGAUGUGGAAAGAACACGAAGGGCAAUCAGAGUUUUCUUUAUGCUUCGUUCGUUGUCGUUGCACUUGCAAGGCGAGCCAGAGACUCAGUUACCACUGACAAGGGAGGAAGAUCUGAUAAAGACAGAUGAUGUUCUCGACUUGAAUAACAGUGAUCUGAUUGCUUGUACAGUCAUAACAAAGGAUGGAGGUCAAGUUCAAAGAUUCCUGGCUGUGGAUAUUUACCAGAUGAGUCUGGUUGAGCCAGAUGUUGCCAGACUUGGUUGGGGAGUAGUUAAGUUUGCAGGCCUUUUACAGGAUAUGCAGGUGACAGGAGUAGAAGAUGAUAGUAGAGCUCUGAACAUUAUAAUUCAUAAACCUGCCUCAAGUCCUCAUUCUAAGCCCUUCCCUAUCCUGCAAGCCACGUUUGUUUUUUCUGAUCACAUUCGCUGCAUUAUUGCAAAGCAGCGUCUUGCAAAAGGCCGUAUCCAAGCACGGCGUAUGAAAAUGCAGAGAAUAGCAGCUCUCCUGGAUCUUCCUGUUCAGCCUUCAAAUGAAGUUAUGGGUUUUGGACACAGCUCUGCAGCUGCAUCCCAGCACCUUCCAUUUAGAUUUUAUGAUCAUGCACGACGUGGUAGCAGCGAUCCUACAGUGCAACGUUCUGUUUUUGCAUCUGUUGACAAAGUUCCAGGCUUUGCUGUAGCCCAGUGUAUAAAUCAGCACCAUCCAUCACCACUCUCGUCACCAUCGCCGUCCAGUGGCAGUGGGAGUACAGGGCGCUGUGAUUCAGUGGCUGCAAGCUCAGCUUCCACUCCUUCUGUUGCACAGAGUCCCUCAGGUCUGGCAGGAAAGGACGACGGCGGGUGUUUAGUCUGUCGGAGGCUGACAGUCACGGUGGACACUGGGUUUAGGUCUUCAAGCAGCAGCUGCAACCGAAACUCACGCAAUAUCCAUUCAGAUGACUCUCCAGCUCCCGAGCAGCCCCGCACAACUGUUUCUGGUCAGAUGACGUUGACUGAUGAAACUCUUUCAGCUGUCUCAAAGUCUAGCAAGAGUGCUGUAAAAAACAGUGACAUAGAAACAGCAAACCUGUCCCCUAGCCUGAUUCCUGCACAGCAGCCCACAAUAUCAUUAAUAUCAGAUGACAAUACGGAUGCACUAAGUGUAGAGUCGCUUACACUGGUCCCACCGGUUGAUUCGCACAGUAUUCGUACGUUCAGCUGCAUUCCUCAGCCAUCUUUGCAGUCUGAGCUUGAAGUUAGCAAGGUAAAAGAGAUAGAAGACGAGUGUUCUGACUAAGUCUACCCACAGACUGUGAUAAACAGUGAUGCAAAUUAACCAAAUUCUUCAUUGUAUUUUUGUUUCUUUGGGAGCACAAGAUACUUCCUGCAGCAUCAGAGACACCUGGUCUGCAAGAAGAGGCCCAGCGAUGAAAGAAUGUGGGCAGCUUUUAGAAUAAGCAUCAGAUGUUUGGCAUAUUUAAACCAGGGGAAGAAAAGAAACUGGAUUGGACAUUUCCCUAGCCAUUUCUGUUGUACAAGAGCACCUACUUUCUUCCUAUUAUCAAAUAAAGAUCCAGCUGCAGUAACCUUAUAGUCAAAGACCUACAGUGCUAAGGCAAAGCGAAGACAUUUUUGGAUACCUGGCUUCAAGAUGUUGAAUUGCUACUUCUUUGAAACUGGAGGCAUAUUGUUCACCAGGAACAAUAGUAUAAAGUACUUUAUAGUACAAAGAUUCCAUUUCCAUUUGUUUCAUUGUUUUUUAUUCUGAUCUCGUUCAGCUUUUGGAGGCCUCUAUGAUACCAGCAGGCUCGUCCCCUUUCCGUGUUGUGUUCACAGGACUCCAAGGUUCAGUGCUUUGUUUCCCAUGUGUAAUAUUUAUUUCAAAGUCUGAUUCAAAGCAAGAUGCAUCUAAAAAUAUUUUUUUCAUAAGGUAAAACUCUGAAACUUAAUAUGAGAAUUGCUUAGUCAUAUGAUUGCAAGACAUUUUUGAAACAUUUUUAGUCUUUGCUUAACUAGCUACAAAGAUAAGAAAUAUUUUAAAAUCUACUGCUUGUUUGCUCACUUCUGACAGUCAAAUUGCUACACCUCUGAGGAAUGAUGGUAUGAUGAUACCCCUUCUACUGAAGAACAGCUAGAAGCAGACAGAGGCACUUUUAUUCUUAAAAGGUUUGGGGGGUUUUGUUAUUGGAGCUCUUUCUUGUUAGUGUCUUUGGGUUUUGUUGUUUUUUUGUGUUUUUUUUUAUUAUUUGUCUGUUUGUUUCUCAUCUUCCCAUGGGAAUAGUUCUAGUAAUUUCUUUUCAAGUCUGAAAAUGAAAGAGAAAGCUAUUGUUGGUGUUGUUUUUUUUCCCUGUUUUAAAGUAUCACCAAAAGAAAUUACAGCACAAAAGCAAUCGAGUUUGUUUGCCUUACUUUGCCUCAUAGAUCUUGAAUCUGAUUUGACAGUAAGCAGUGAAGAAAUGUGAAUUAAAGUUUGGAAUGCUCUUUGCUGAUUUUUAUGCGUAAUUUACUGUGAAUGGUAAAUUUAAGCUUUCUGAUCAAUUUCCAUACGUAGUAAGCUAAGCUGGUAGAAAAAAAGAGCCAAGUGUCAAUGCUGAUCUGUGUAUUACACUGAGUGCUGUCAAACAUUGAAGUCUACUGUAAACUUGCUGUUGUGAUUUCCAUCAUCAGUGCAAUCAGUUUCCUGGUUCUGCCUCUACUAACAUUGAUUUCUUAUCAAAUAGGUGAAUCUGAAAAGUUCUUGCCUUGCCUACUUUCCCAUCUUAAUGUAUCUCUUCCUUGCUGUCAGGUAGAGCACUUGAUUUAUGUGUUACAUUUAUGAGAUCUAAUAAUCCACGAGUGUAUCUUGACUUGCUUUUCAAUCUUUUCCUUCGUGUAAAACAUGUAUAUAAGGUGCCUGCUAUUGAAAAACAGCAUCUUUUUAACUCCCUUAUUAGCUUUUGCAAGCAGUUUUAUUGAUUUCUAAUUUUCUGUGGCUUCUAUUUUGUCUCAAAUUGAGUUACCAAAUAUUCCGACCAUUCCAGAAUGGCACAAAAUCUAAAAUUAAAUGAGAGAAUUAGGUGCUCUUAACACUGGUAUGGGUGUAUGGUGGUGAGAAUUUGGCCUUGCUGCUGGAGUAGGAGGCCAUGAUUUUGGGUUUAGCUUUUUUCCAUGUGCUUAGGGUAAGUUUAUACUGCAGUCACUGUUGUGGCUAAUGUACAUGUAUCUGAACAAGUAGCAAUUUGGGCAGAAGGACCACAUAAAUAAAUUUUUAUUAGCUGAAUUUCCUGCAGUCUAGACUUCCUCCACCAUGUUGCAGCAUUACACUGUGGCCCCAGUAAUACUCUAAAGAUCAUUAUAAAAAAUGAUGCCUUAAUUGGAAAGCAUUUUAUGUUAGCUGUUAACCUUAACUCUUGACCUGGAUUACAGAAAAUGCCACUGUGCGGGCUGAGUUCCCCUAAAUAGUAUUAAUUCUAGACAGGAAAACCUUGAUCUUUAUUUAUCUAAUUUAAAAUUUAGGUCUAGCAAGAUUAGGGCCAUUCACAGAGGGACUUUUAACAGGCAUGCAUAAUCUCACCCUUGAGCCACACUGUGCAAGAAAUGGUGAUGAAAGAAAGGUGACUUUGUGCUUUUCAUUGCCUUGGAGUGGUGGUUCAAUCCCACAACCAGGUGUUUCCUGUGCAGCUCUCAGUAGGCAACUGAGGUACUGUUAUGUGUGUACAGUUUGACUGCACUUCAUGCUGCAUUACAGGCUCUGGAGAUGCUGCAGUACGUCAUCUGGCAAUCUUAUCUCCGUGAGCUGUGUUGUUACUAAUCUACAAUUCCUUGAAGAGUAUCAUAUCUGUCUCUUAUCAGAAAAACUCAAAGGCUGUUUCCUUAUCCUCAUUUCACUGUAAAAAGGAAACUCGACCAAGAAAGCAUUAGCACAUCAGCCACAAAUACACCUUCUUCUAAAACAAAAGUUGAUGUGAGUCAGUGUAGCAUCACUCUGUUUAACCAAAUCCAAACACCAAGUUGCAAAUGAGGGCAGCAGCUGAACUACUGUCCAUUCUUGCUCUUUCAGUGCAAUACUGCAGGCCAAAGGGGGGGAGAAAAUGAGAAAAAUGCUGAUAUGUUGUGAGGUGGUAAAUGCUCGGUGUGUUUUGUAGAGGCUGUGCCUAUCUUGAACCAUAUUCUGGUAAUAUAAAACAUCUCUAAUAGUCCUUUCCUUUUGAGAAGAGACACCAAAAACACCAAGGCCUGCUGCAUGUUGCUUUGUGUUGUGAUCUGUGUCUCACUGUAUUGAGUUUUACCAGGAUAGCAGUUGCUUAGUGUCACAGCCUCUUGCAGGUCCUGUUGCUGUUCUGUAGCACGGUGGGCAGCAAUGGACAGGGCUCCAGCGUUUCCUUUGUGAACAGAACAGUGGCAGCAUGCGUGUGGUGAAGGAGUGCUCAGUUCCAGUGUCUGCCUUACUAGUGGGUGAUGUUUGUAGUAUAAACCUGUGUACAAUAAUUUCUUUCUUGGAUAUUUACAAGAAUCUGAAAUUCUUGGAUAUAGGAAGAAACCUAACAUUUAGCUUUCUGCCCUGUUUUUCACAAGCUGUGUGGGUUAAAACAAAUUUACUAGAAGUACAGUCAUACGUAUUAAUACUGGAGGCUGUAUUUUGUGCGUAGUCAUGAAUUAUGCUGUAAAGAGUGAGCUCAUCCUUCACAGCUCACUCAUAAAGUGAUUCUGUGAAUUCAUGAUGAACUAAAAUUCUGGCUUCUGUUCCUUAAAUUAAUCUGACCUUAUAAAAUUACACUUGUUAAAGAAACUCCAUAAUGCUCUUUACUGUAGAGAAACUUGCAGCUGUGCUGUAAAGUCAUUUGUUGAGAAAAAAAAUCAGUAAUAUCUUCCAGAAUUGAUUUACUCUUCUGAAAUAUUCUUGAAGUAUGGACAUACAGCACUUUAAAACCCUUCUUCCUUCUCUAGAAUUUAGGACUCCACAUUAGUUGGUAAUCAGAGUUUGAGUCAAUGUCCAGUUAUUCAUAGAAACCCUUUGUCCCAUGUUGACAUAAUACAGGGGGAAAUAAUGUUUUUCUGUGGAUUUGAAGGAUUCUUCUGUGUAAAAUUUUAAAAAUCAAUGCUUAAAAUAGUCUAUGGCAGCAUCAGCAAUCGUUAGGCUUGAAGUUACUGUGACUUUUUUCUUAUUAAGCAGUAAGACAUGAGUAGCUGUAAUUGUCACGCUACAGCAAGGAGCCUCAGGUGCUUACUGAGUACAGAGCUCAAUAAUUGCCACGCAGCUGAGGGUCAUUUUGCUAGCAGGAAAUCGGUUUCUUUUUCUCCUGAAGUAAAUGAAACAUAAAAUUCUCUGCUUGAAGCCAUGGGGAAGCUGUAAGACAAACAGGUUGAGCUUUGUGUAAAUGUGAAGUCACUUUGUGAAAGUGAACGCAGGACUUGAAUCGCAUGGUGCUGUUGGCGCUCUGGUGUUAUUGGUCACUCUUUUGCUGCACAGGUGUUAGAGGUAAACACAAAAUAGCCUAAUGAGCACUCUUGCAAAAGAAAAAAAAGUCAUGUUAAGAAUUCAGGCACUGUCCUUGCUAUCCAGCUCAACUAAGCAGGUAGAGCUAUGUGGAGAUUUGCUCGUAAAAGAACAUUGUGCUAACAGGUGUCACCUGGAAAACUUCACCUUAUAGUCUUAGGGUUGAGCGAGAGAUUCAGGAAGAGGCAUGAAAUCAAGGCAUCAUAGAGAUCUGGGCAUUUUCCCUAAAAAGCGGUAACUCUCCUUAAGGUUCCUACCCAUUUUCAGGCAUCCUGGCCAUAGGCACCUGAUACGUUUGGGAAGUUCUGAACUGUUGCUGUCGCUCUUUGCUGACUGCAGGGCAUCGUUCUCCUGGGCACUGCUCUUCCAUUAUCUCUGAGUUUUUGGAGUGAUUUCCUGUGCUUUGUGCUCUGGUGCUCUGAUCUUUCCUACAUGUCUGCAUCAUGAAUUACAAAUUACAAACAUACUUAACAACUCUGUCUCCUCUCAGCUCCAGCAAAGCAGAUGGUGAUCUAAGCAGAGCCUGCUGGGGUAGAGCUGUCUAAGGAGGUGGGGAGGGGGGGAAUACUUGUGUUUUUUUUCUGCUGUUCUGGAAUUUUUGAGCAGCAAUAGAAAUGUGGGACAUGAAGUUCUGGACUGAGUCUCAAACAGAAGGUUAUUUCAUAUGGAAAAAUAUUUUUAUAUCACAUUUGUACAAAAUUUUCCCUAUUUUGGUCUCCCAGAAUUUUUAAGGAUGUGCACAUUGCUCAAACUUGAUUUCUUUUGCGGGAUGUUUUAAAUUGUGUGUUAUGUUUGCUAAUGUAUUGCAAAUGUAAAGCUAAGUGUUGCAUGUCUAAUAAACAUGCACUGUGGCAGUAUGUGUUUUGUUUGGCUAACUUGAAGUCAGUGCUUCUUAAUGAAUAUGGAAGGAAACUUGAGUCAUUGUUGUGACUGUCUCUUGAGCAUAAAUGAAUGUGUGGAGCGUGUUUAUUUAAAAAGGGCUUAACUAAGUAAUGACAAGGAAUACUUAUUGAUGACAAAGGUUAGAGUUAAAGCUCAGCUUAGUAUAUGGUGUUCUCAGGAUUUUUUUAAUGUUGUGAUCUUAAAAUAAUCAAGAUUUUUUUUGUCAUCUUUUGGCCAUGGACACUCAUACCUGGUGUAAAAUAGGCUUAAGACGUGGUAACAGCAAUCUGAUACUCAGGUCUCUAUGAGAUGAGAGUCUGAGUGUGCAGGAAUGUAUUUAAAUACUUCUGCCACAGUUCUUACAGUAAGUAAGGAUAGUUUUUGAAGAGGAGUGAGAAUAGCUUCAAGCUUCUACAUUUAUGGACUGUUAGGAUUUCUAGGAGCUUUGUUUUACCUGGGCAGCGCUGAAGAACAGAUGGUUACUUCUCUAGGGGACCUGCUGGGAGCAUUUUCGGCUUUAGGGACUGGCUUUAGGCAUCUCCACUUGUGAAUGUGUGUUGAUGUUUUGUUGCAAACUUUUUGCUUCCUUUUGAGCUGUUUUGCAAGUUGGAUUGUUUCAGGUGCAAAGGGAAAUGUAUUUUUCUAGAAGAAUGAUUGUAUCUGGGCUUUGUAUACUAAAGCAUUUAAUGAACAUGAAAUUCUGUCCUCCUAUGAAAUAUAUUUCAAAAAUGUCUGAAAUGUGCUUCACUAAAAAAAAAUGUCCUGAAUGUGCACUUCUACAUUUAAAUGGAAAGAAGUCUAAACACAAGGUGAAUGGGAUUCCGAAAUGUCUUUUCUAGAGGCAAUAAGUAUUAUUUAAUGUAAGUUAUGUUAUACAUUUGGAGUAAGUGUGAUGAUAUUUUAUGUUAAUUUAAAUAAAAAUGUAUAUAAGUGGGAGGGGACUGAACUUAGAAAGUAUUGCUGUAUAUCUUUGAAAUCCAGAUUUCUAAGCUGAGUCUGUAUUUGCUGGCACUGAUCAUGUCCUGGCUAUUGAAAACCUGGACAAGAGUGAACAAAACACCUUUCUUUGUAAAUGGAACUUGGCAAUAAAGAUGGUGUUACUGAGAA
Molecule: messenger RNA, 9450 nt
Organism: Centrocercus urophasianus (Greater sage-grouse)
Lineage: Eukaryota; Metazoa; Chordata; Aves; Galliformes; Phasianidae
Gene: CLEC16A
Product: C-type lectin domain containing 16A
Exons: 24
Coding region: 46-3282 (1078 amino acids)
Biological process (GO): endosome to lysosome transport; endosomal transport; regulation of autophagosome maturation
Cellular component (GO): late endosome; endolysosome membrane
Source: RefSeq, a predicted model, not a curated record